Caenorhabditis elegans is the source of this 1498-nucleotide messenger RNA. RefSeq names its product N-acylethanolamine-hydrolyzing acid amidase subunit beta (gene Y55D5A.3). The record is from RefSeq and is marked reviewed. The transcript has 6 exons. Lineage: Eukaryota; Metazoa; Nematoda; Chromadorea; Rhabditida; Rhabditidae. Gene Ontology annotation, biological process: fatty acid metabolic process. Bases 5 to 1072 code for a protein of 355 amino acids. Gene Ontology annotation, cellular component: lysosome; membrane. Gene Ontology annotation, molecular function: N-(long-chain-acyl)ethanolamine deacylase activity; fatty acid amide hydrolase activity.
AGCUAUGCUCCUGCUCCAAAUAAUCUUGCUCCUGUUACCCGUAAUCUGCUCCGCCGGAGACCGAAAACCACGACAUUAUGAGAUAAAUCUGGAUGAGCCACCGAGCCAACGGUGGAAUCAGGUCAUUAAGGACCAUUUGGAGUAUUUGCCAGGCGUUGUAGAAGAGACAAAAAAAUACAUUCCGAAACCGCUUCAGCCAUUCGUUUGGUGGGCCGCUUCAAAAAUCGAUCGAUAUUUUACGACGGAAAUUCAGGAGGAACUGAAAGGAAUUGCUAGUGAAUCAGGUCUACCAAUUGGGGAAAUUGUCGGGAUGAAUAUUCUUUACGAUGUGGCGGCCUUCGAUAGAAGACACAUUUUUGGCCUCGGAUGCACCUCAAUUGUUGCUCAAAACUCUGCGGGUCAAAUUAUUCACGGUCGAAACUUGGACUACGAUAUGACCGAGCUUCUGAAGAAUAUCACAAUCCACGUGGAUUUUGUUAGAAACGGGACCAUACAGUACUCCGGACUCACAUUUGCCCUGUAUAAUGGAGUACUUACAGGACAGCGGCCUGGUGAAUACAGUGUCAGCUUGAAUGCAAGGUACUCUGGCGCCUACAUCGAUAACAUUUUAAUGGAGUUCUACACGAAAUUCAAGCGACCGGUGAGCUUCUUCAUUCGGGAUGUUCUGGAGAAUCAGGCGACCUAUACAGAAGCUGUGGAUGCUUUUUCGAGAACACAUCUGUUUUCUCCUUCUUAUAUAAUUGUGGCUGGAAUCAAGAAAAAUGAAGGAGUUGUUAUUUCCAGAAACCGUUGGUCAGCUGCAAAUGUGUACCCUCUAAACGUAGACGCCAAUCAAUGGUUCCUCGUGGAAACCAACUUUGAUAACUGGAAAAAGCAAGGCGAUGACCGAAGAAUCACUGCAAUUCAGAAGCUUAAAGAGCUCGGAAGACGGAAUUUCGAUGAAAAGUCAAUGGUUGAAGUGUUGUCGACUGUGCCUGUCAGGAAUAAUUUGACCGUUUUUAGUACUGUAAUGGUGCCGGGCUUGCCGGAUUCCGCGGAUUAUUUCAGACAGAGCACGUGGAUUUUGCCCUGAAAGUUUUUAUGCUCAAAUCUACCUAUAGUCUACCUUUUUCAAUAGUUUUAAAAAUGUAAAGUUCCGACCAAUCAGCGCGGUGCGAAACGCUGAUUGGCCAGAGGUUUUAUUGAUUUUUUUCCACGAAUUUAUUAUUGUUUGUGGUAUUUCAGCAUCCCAGCACCCCGCAUAACAACGCUGCCUCUUCUCUCUUUUUCAAGCUAACUUAAAUACACAGCACUUUUUGGGAGUUUCGCAAACGCGCUCCAUUGGACAACUUUUCGGCGGAUGUUCAAAUUCGAAUUUUCAGAUUUUCCUGUAUCAGCUCACAUCUACAGUCAUUCCAAAAAACUCAUUUUCAGAAAAUUUGGACAAAAUUCUCAAGAUUAUUUUUUUUUAUAUAUUCAGUUGAGAACGUUCUAAUAAAUAAAAGUGUUUAUUACAUUA